This is a messenger RNA of Thamnophis sirtalis, 2828 nucleotides long. It is a transcript of the gene NUDT14, whose product is annotated as nudix hydrolase 14. The record is from RefSeq and is a predicted model, not a curated record. Gene Ontology annotation, biological process: ribose phosphate metabolic process; nucleoside phosphate metabolic process. Gene Ontology annotation, molecular function: UDP-sugar diphosphatase activity; metal ion binding. Lineage: Eukaryota; Metazoa; Chordata; Lepidosauria; Squamata; Natricidae.
GAACAUUUUGUAUGAAGCCUGGGAGAGAGCAGCUGGCCUGGACAUGGGUUGAUGCCCCAGUUGACAGAUUGUUGGAUUAGAAAGAAUAUCAAAGGCAGCAGGCAAGAUUAGGGAUAAGUGAACUUCUAACAGCAGUUUCCAGGAGAAGAGAACAGAUGAUAAACAAUGGGAAUGGGGUACUUAAGGGUUAGAUGAGAGGUGAGAAGGCCAUGGGAAAAGUGUGGCAGUAAUCACUAAAGCUCCAGGUUGCUGCACCUCAUGAAUAGAAUAGGAAAUGGGAUUUGCAGGGACAGAUGUGAUGAGCGAUGAUGAAUACAUUAAAGGCAAAACUUUUCAAGAAUGGUAUUUCAAAACUUUGGGAUUUCAUGAGGACACAUGACAGUGUGUCCAUUCUUAUCUUCAAUAUUUCUCGGCAAUGCUUUGUUGUGGUGAAGCAGUUCCGUCCAGCUGUCUACAUGUGCGAAAUGGAAGAACAACGUCCUCAGUGCUUUGAGAAUAAAACUGCAGAGAGCUGGUGCCCUCUGUCUGAUUUUUUGCCUGCUUCAAAAGGAAUAACAUAUGAACUCUGUGCUGGUAUUAUAGACCAGCCAGAGCUCUCUUUGGAAGAAAUUGCUUGCAAGGAAAUUUUAGAAGAAUGUGGCUAUGAAGUUCCUCUAACCAGUCUAAAAAGAAUCACUUCAUACAGAUCUGGAGUUGGUGUGACAGGAUCAAAGCAGACAUUAUUUUAUGCGCAGGUAACUGAUGACAUGAAAUCUAGUGAAGGAGGUGGCCAGCCGGAGGAAGGCGAACUGAUUGAAGUUGUGGAAAUACCUCUGCAAGAUUCCAUGAAAUUUGCAUUUGAUGAAACUUUCCCUAAAACUAUGGGAGUUAUCUUCAGUUUCAUGUGGUUCCAGUCCAACAUAGCACCAAAACUGCUAGAAAAAUAAUGCACUGGAGAAAUGAAGCAGAAACAUGGGACCAUAUUGGAAGCAAUCUUUCAGGACUGUCUAGUUCUUAAGUUUGCUGUAGUAAAGGUUCAUAAAAUUCAUAUGCUAACAGUGGAAGAUCAUUAACUCAAGUUUAAAUGUGUUUUUCAUCCCAUAUUUUAUCUUCCAUAGAAAGAAUCUGAGGAAAAGACAUUUGCAAUACAUGAAAGUUGCCCAGUCGGAAACAUAAUUUUCUGACAAGAACUACAAUAGGCAAACACAAAUGGAUAAUUUAUUGUGAGAUAAUAGAAUUUUGGCAAACAAAAUGUAAAAUCAAGAGAAGAAUUGGCAAAGGAUUACAUUUGUUAGUGGUUACUUUAUUUUCAAUUAUUAAAAAGAUUUAAAGUAGACAAAAGAAUGUGUGGUCCUGAACAUUGUAAGACUGAGUUUGAAAUAGAAUUGUGUACAAUGAUGAACAUGAAAUUACUAAAAUGUAUAAUAGAAUUUCUGUAGCUCCGGGUUGACCUGUGGAGUUCUUGGUGCUCUCUGAUUUUGGUGGUUUGCUUGCAGAUGUUUUAUUACCCAAGUAGGUAACAUCAAUAAUGUUUGUGAGUAUGGGGUUUGCUCUAUUUAUAUAUAGUAGCUUAUUCUGCCCAUGCACAUAUAAGAUAAUAUAAACUUCUACUGAAAUUUGAAAAAAGAAAAACGUGGAAAAAAUAUGAGUGAACUAAAAUUUGUGGAAAGUGUUGGCAUUAUUCACAAUGGAAGAAUAUUGGUAAAGUUGCUGGAAUUUGCUGAGAUUGCUAAAUUGACUUUUUCAUCAGAGAAAAGAUAAUGUCUAUGUUUAUUGCUGACUGGAAACUCUUUAUGGACUUUUUGCAUGAAACAGAGCUGCAGCACACCAAGAAGCCCCUGAACUGCAGCAUAUAUUUUUUUCCUGACCUUCCUGUACUUGUGCUGAACUAUAGCAUCCCCCUAACUCACAUGUGGUCUACACUAGGCCUCCCAGGGUCUGCCCACCCUUCUGUGGCAUGCCAACUUCCAUAGCCUAAUUAACAACACACACACCUGGAGUUACAACAGUUAACAGGAGUGCUGGGAUUACAGUCACCAAGCAAUACAGUCACAUGACAUUUGGCUUGAUGAUCAUGUUGCUUAGCAAUAUAAAUUUUCAUUCCAAUAUAGUUAUAAUAUACUCCCUUCAUCAGACUAUAUUGAGGAUGAGGUAAGGUUACAACAGAAGGUUCCCCUCUGUAGGGGAACAGGGGAAUCUCAGGAGAUGGGGAAAGAUGAAAUUUCCCAUCAGAUGGCAAAAACUCUGCAGAAGUAGUUUGUCAAAUGUCCCAGGUUAUGUUCCUAAGCCCCACAAAUGGCACACAACACCAUGAGGUGAUCCUUAUAUCAAAGAAAAAGAGAUAUGGGCUUGGUACCUGUACCUGAGAUUUGCUCAAGCUUUUUUCUGGAAUAAAAUCAGUUAUUGUAAUUAUUGUAAUUGUCUAGGGUUCUUAGAGCCUAUUUUAGGAGGAGGAGUCCAGGCUGCUGGGGUGAUUGCUUUCAGAGCAAUGAGCUUAUUCUAAUGGCUUAUUCAUUGAGGAUACUAGUUGAAAAAAUAAUAGAUACCCUUGUCAGUGAUGUAUGAUCCCCUACCUGCUCUAUUCUAAAUUAUACUGCUGACCCUAUAGGCUAGUCUAAACUCCACUGGAUUUUCUUCCUCUGUUAUUUCACGGAAGGCUCCUCUUAAUAAUCUCAUUCAUUAACCAGGAUUGACAUUGCUUAUCAUUUUUGAUAUUAAAGUUGACUACAGGCUGCUUGGGUAACUGUUACAAGAGAGGAAAGUGAUUGAAGUGGUUUCUCAAGGUACUAUAAAUCUGUGAGGGAGAUGGGCAGUCUCGCAAUGUAGAAAUAAAUUAAAAUAAAACAAUA